AUGACUACCGUAAAUAUAGAGCCGAUUAUAACCCAUACAUUACUGGCGUCUAAAUUGACGUUAAGGUUCCAAAAUGAGGAAAACAAUGCCAACAAUGAGAUAAAUAUAUUAAUAAAUUGUGGUUGGUCCUUGGAUUUUGACGAAGGUGAUUUAGAAGCAUACAAAAAAACACUGGAUAACGUCGAUCUUAUAUUGAUAACUGACGGAGAUUUUGAACAUGUUGGAGCUAUUUUGUGGCUAUUAUCUACACUUAGGGACCAAAAAUCUACUAAACACCAUAUAGCUAAUCAUCCGACAAUCCUUUCCACGGAAGCUUCCUAUAAGUUUGCUAGAGCGGCGUUGAUCGAUGUUUUAGAGAAUGUUACAUUCACAAACAAUUUUAAAUACUAUGAGGUUAAAGAUUUGGAUGCUUUUCAUACACAAUGCUCAAAAUUGAGAUACAAGGAAACACAUUGUUACUCUAAAUCUUUUAAUAACACAAAUGUUAAGAUAUCAUGUCGUCCUAUAAACAAUGGUUGUUCUAUUGGUGGUGCACUGUGGGUUAUUGACGUCGGAUUUAGUUCUAUAAUUUGUGGAGAUGACUUUAGGAUGUAUAGUUCUGUACUUCUUAAUCCAAUUGAUUUGGACCAUAUAGCGAGACCUGAUGUACUUAUUAUAAAUCACGAAAGUAGUAAAGUUAGGGAGGAAGAAAAAACUAACUAUAAGGGUCGUGAAAAAAUUUAUCAGUUUCAUGACCUUGACCUUCUAAUAAACAAAAUGGUUGGGACCUUGAACGAUGGUGGGAGCGUAUUAAUACCGUCAAAUAUAGACCAUACACUUAUAAAUUUGUUGGUGACCUUGAAUUUUGUCUGGGCGACCGCGGAUCUAUCGCAUUACAAAAUUGUUCUUGUCUCACCUGUAGCAGAUAAAAUACUGUUACUGGUUGGAACAUGUUUAGAAUAUAUGAAAUCAAAUUUAUAUCAUAAUUUUAUUAAAACAUUGUGGAAUCCACUUCAAAAUAUAAAUCAUAUUACCCCCUUAACAUCGCUAAAUCUCUUAUCAAAAUAUCAAUAUGCUCCAACGAUAUUCAUAUCAACCUGUAAUUCUAUACAUUUUGGAUUCACAAGUUUCCUCUUUGUUUCGCUGGCUUCAUAUCAUAAGAAUCUUAUCAUUUUAUCUAAGCCUAUUGAUGGUAUAUUGAAGUAUGUCCCUAAUGCGGAUGUAGAUGGUAUGGAUAGAGUUACUGAUUCUGUAGAAAAGUCUCCUUUUGUUCUUCAAUUGAACUUACAAUCAAAUAUCUCUGACUCUUUAAACGUUAAAAAUGUAUCUAGAACUGAAACUAUGGUAAUUGAGGAUAUUAAAGCUAUUUUGACGGAGAACAAACCUACUAAUAUUCACAGUUUUUCCAACAUAAAUGGAAAACCAACAUUUGUAAAUCCCCAGAAUAUACAGUCUGUUAGUCUGAAAUAUGCAGACAAAAGAGAUGAAAAUUAUGGACUUCCGUUUUCUGACUCAGUUACUAAUAUAAAUAUGAACCCUUACAAUAGAUUAGAUACAAAUGCGGCAAACGAUACUACCCAAAGUUCUACAACAGAAUUCAGCCAAAAAGAUUAUCUCAAAUAUGUAUCAGUGAUGGAUGAUUAUUAUAGGAAAUAUCUAGAAAUAAAGACCAAGGAUUCAUCAUUGUUUGAUAUAGAAGAUGAGUUUACCGGUGUUCAUAAGCCUAAGACAAAAGAUAAGCCUCAAAUUAUUGUUAAAACAUUUCCAUUUGUUUUAAAAUGCCCAGUAUUUUUAACAUCAUGUUUUAAUAUUCUGCCUAAUGAUCUACAGUUGCCAUCACUGUUACAUCAUAUAUUACCAAGGAACGUAAUCCUAUUUCCUAAAAGGACUAUUCAUGGCAAAAGUUUAAAAAUAGAAACAUAUAUAUCAAAAUUUCAACAUCAUACUUUACUCCAUUCCUUUGCUAAGGGACAGACCAGUACUGAGAUUGAGAACACAAAGUCACAAAUUUCCGCAAGUAGCAGUGGAAUUCUAUCGUUAUAUAUAGAUACUUUUAAUUUUCCUGUUCAACUUGAUGAUGGUAUAAUAGUAUUGUUACGUAAGAUUAUGGAUUCAUCACGAUUUGGGAAUCUGGAAAGACCAACAAAAAAUUCAAGGUACGAGAAAAUAGGUUUCGUCAUAAAAUCUAUCAAUUCGUGGAAAGUAAGGCACAAUCAGCAAUUUAUUUGUCAAGUGCUUGGAAAGUUUGAACAAAUAGAGAAUUUAUCGCAUGAAGCAACAUUUAACACAAUUUCUAAUUCAUUGUGUUCCAGAACAUUUUGGUCCGAAAAGAUGGAUUCACCACCUAAAAUGAAGUUAAAUACUGACAUUGAGGAAUUUACUGACGUAAAUAAUAAUGCGAAAAUGGGAUUGUGCAAGACACAGCUAGUUGGUGAUAUAAAUAUUUCAACAUACACAUCAUUCAUGGAUGACUGUAUCCCAAAUUAUAUAAGCGUAUACUCAGGAAUAACUAAUGUAAAUCAGAAAGUAAAGGUUACAAAGAGCACGUUGAGCUAUGGUAGGAAGGGAUGGACUAUGGAAGGCACGCUGGAUCCAUCAUACUAUUUGGCGAGGAAGAUAUUGUACAAACUACACAGCAAAAUUGAACCAAUAUAUUAG
Molecule: messenger RNA, 2637 nt
Organism: Theileria equi strain WA
Lineage: Eukaryota; Apicomplexa; Aconoidasida; Piroplasmida; Theileriidae
Exons: 3
Coding region: 1-2637 (878 amino acids)
Biological process (GO): mRNA 3'-end processing by stem-loop binding and cleavage
Cellular component (GO): mRNA cleavage and polyadenylation specificity factor complex
Molecular function (GO): RNA binding
Source: RefSeq, a predicted model, not a curated record